Messenger RNA from Puntigrus tetrazona (Sumatra barb), 1221 nucleotides. It is a transcript of the gene hmgn6, whose product is annotated as high mobility group nucleosome binding domain 6. The transcript is spliced from 6 exons. Gene Ontology annotation, cellular component: nucleus; chromatin. Gene Ontology annotation, biological process: chromatin organization. Gene Ontology annotation, molecular function: nucleosomal DNA binding. The record is from RefSeq and is a predicted model, not a curated record. Bases 335 to 571 code for a protein of 78 amino acids. Lineage: Eukaryota; Metazoa; Chordata; Actinopteri; Cypriniformes; Cyprinidae.
ACACGCACGACACACACUCCCGCAUCAGGGAGGCGUUGUUCCGAGCUAAUAGGCACAUUCGCGUUUGUUCGCUGAAUUGCAAAAUAUGGAUGCAGAUGCCGUUGCGCUAUUAACCGAAACGUUAUUUCUACUCGUUAGCGCUGAAAUCGGCGCAUGGCUUUCGUGCAGCGCGUGCGAUGGCGCGCUCAAGUUUGUUUUGCUGCUCUCCUCUGCUAAUGGAGUCAGCCAUGCUGUGCGCGAAAAAACUAAAUACUAAACCGGUCACGAAACACCCACGGAUACUGAAUACGGCCUCCGUGACGUUAAACACGUAACUAAUCGAGAGCAGACCAUUAUGGAAAAUAACGCCGUGUUAUUUUUGAAAGCAGACAGGGAUGGCAAGGAUGAGCCACAGAGAAGAUCUGCGCGGUUAUCAGCAAGACCAGCUUAUGUGAAGGCUGAACCCAAACCAAAAAAGACAACUAAGAAAGACAAAGCAGUCGGUGUCAAAAAGGAGGAUAAGAAGACCAAGGUGAAGGCCAAGGAGAGCUCCGAGUCUGCGGCCAGCGAGGAGAACCACUCCGAGAACUGAGAAGCCGAGACCCCAGAGGUCACAGAGACUCGAAAAGCAACGAAGGAAGCGAAAUCUGAGUACCCUCCAUCAACACGGUCAUCACAGCUCCUGUCCAACCUCCACGCCAUCCUUCACAGAGAAAUAUUUUUAUCAACGGUUUUAUAAGUAUCAGCACAGAUUUUUUAGCACAAAAUGAAGCUAAAAGCUGAGCACCCUGUAGAGCUGCAGCAAUUGUUUCAGCGAGAACGCCACACUAAAAGUAUUUUUAAACGCCAUUUAUUGUUACUGAUAACUUAUUUGGUCUAGAGAAACCAUACCUGCCACUAGAGUUUGGGGUGUUUUCUUAAAGUGUUUCCUCGUUCUCUUCAUCCUUCUUCCUCACACUUUUUUUGAAGGUUUUAGAAGGGGUCGUAAACGGCUGGAGGAAACCUUGUAUAUUUUCUCUGCUGUUUAGUCAUUUGUCCUAGAUUUUUGUAUACUGUGGGGCGGGGGGUGCUGAUGUAGUUCACAGUAUCUUGGGGAAAAAAUCUGAAAAUUAAAAAAGGCAGCUUUUUUUCAUGCAGUUUUAUUUUUACCAUGUGAUCGACAUGUUGAAGUCUGCAGGUUGUUAUGUACACUCUCUGAAGUUGCAGUGUCUGCUAAUAAAGAAAAGGGUGGAAUUUUCCACA